UCAUUGGAUCUUUCGACACGUCAGUGACUGACGCCAGAGCAGAGGUGACUUAGCCAAUUUCCUUCACGCUGCCACAAUUGAGACUUGACUUGACUCGUCACUCGAGAGAGGCCUUGGACCCGACAACCUCCUUCUAACAAACAUCACGACCAUGAAGAUGCUGAAAGCAAUUGUAACGUUGGGAAGCUUAAUAUCGGUUUCCAAUUGUUUUGUGCUGCAAGCUUCCAACACAGCUUUGACAACGCAGUUGUUCUCGUCGGGUUCGGACUCAUUAAAAGACUGUCAGUCCCCUUCACAUCGCGCAACGUAUUCGAAUGAUUCAAGCCGACGUCAAAAUCUUCAGAAACUUGCGUUCUUGGCGGCCUCUUUGACGCUGGGUGGUUCCCCUGCAAUCGCUGAAGACUACGAAGCCCGCAAUGCUCAGCGACAAUACAUACAGGAGAGCUAUGCAGAUUUCACCAAAACCAAAGAAGGUUGGCUCUACAGACAAGUGAAGCCUGGAAGUGGAGACAAGGCACAAGAAGGCGAUCGAGUUGUCUUUGAUUGGAGUGGAUACACAAUUGGAUAUUUUGGAAGACCUUUCCAAGCAAAAGGUGGUCCUCAAGGGGGUGCUUUUGACAAGGACAUUGAUUUUGAAAGAACAAUCAUUGGCUCUGGGAAACUGAUCAAGGGGCUGGAACUGGCACUGAACGAUAUGCAGACCAACGAAGUUAGACAAGUAGUAAUUCCUUACGGUGCCUUGUCCUACCCCGAAGGUGACCCGUCACAUGAAAAGGUUGGCCCAAAGCCUUCCACCUUCAGCGGAAUGCGUGCUUUGGACUUUGUCCUCGAUAAUCCACGGCUUGAUCGCACCUUGCUCUUCAAUGUCAAGGUUAUCCGGGUUGACAAGGCAAAUGGAAAGGGUGGUUUCAUUCGUGGCUAAUUUAUUUAUAUUGCUGCAUUAGGCUUCUAUUGCUAGCUAGCUAGUACUAGUAGUUCAGAAGGCAACUUGGUAAACAGCAGUCUAGCAGAUCACAGGUAAUGGUGCCAAGAGCCGGAUGCCAUAGUUAGUUGUGUCGCGCACAGCCAGUGCAUUGUGACUUGAUAGUAUUGUAACAGUUGAGUCGGUCAGUACAAUGAGCGAUCGGUUAAAGGAUGAAUCUGAGCUUAUUGGACAGGGCCUACGAGAGUUGCUGCAGCAGUAGGGAUUGAAUAUGUUUAGUGCAAAUCUCCAAGGGUGCUGAGAGGUUUGAACAAUUUGAGUUGCCGAGGCAGAACCCUGGGCCACAGCACCAGGAAUCGAUAAUAGAAUAGCAUCCCAUGGAUUGACUGUGUGACACCACAGCCCUGCAUAGGAGAAUGCGAGGAAUGGGAUCAGAUUUCACCUUAUCCUUUCGUCACCAUGUUGCUAAUUACGUCUCCUGAGACGACGCUCCUUUAGGUUAC
Messenger RNA from Seminavis robusta, 1425 nucleotides. NCBI's taxonomy places the organism in Eukaryota, Bacillariophyta, Bacillariophyceae, Naviculales, Naviculaceae. The record is from the annotation of a GenBank genome assembly.